AUGCACAUUAACAUUUCUGCGAAUGCAUCGACUGGCAUAGACUACGUUCACGUAGUUCUGACAGCAACCAAUUGCACGUUGUUAUUUUUCACGCUCUUUAUUGGAAUCGCCGCAAACCUGUUCGUGGCCUGGGCCGUGCGUAACCAAAAAUCUCUGCAAACGUCCAACAACGCGUUGUUGGUAAAUUUGGCCGUGAUAGACUUUUUACGUUGCGUAAUCGAUUGCCCGUUUGUUUUGGAGGUUUUUCUUAACGGGGAUCGGAUUGGCAAAAUUGGAUCAUUGCUGUGCGACGUACAGUUUGUCUCCUUCUCCAUCACCUGUUGCGUCCAGCUGCUUACCUUGGCGAGCAUCAGCGCCGAGCGUUACCAAGCCAUAGCGCACCCCUUCAAAACAGCCGAGCGGCGUAAAAGAGUCACCGUAUGGAUCCCUCUGACUUGGACAGUGGCAGUUGCUGUGUCAGUUAUGUGUUUAAGGUUUGCAAUUGCUAAGGACUCGCUGGUGUAUGCGAGGUGCAAGGGAUUGGACGUAGAGGAACUUCCAAGUUAUGACGCAUUUGGAGUUUACGUUCUAGUCCCACUUUGGACUGCCUGUCUGGCGGUGAUCAUUGGAUUUUACACUCGAAUCUUUUUACUGGUCAAGGCCCACAACAGGAAAAUAUUUGACAAAGGAACAGUGUUCAACCCCAAUGACAAGAGUCACCAAGCUAAAGCCGUCAAAAAGGACAGUACGACAAUAAAGGAAAUCAUUACAGUGCCAGAGGUCGCGCAACAGGAGCGCGCUGCUGCGGUAGAUGACAAAGUGUCUGGAAAUAAUGAUAUCCCAGAAAGUGUGUGUGCAGCUGACCAGGAAUUAACUGAGAACAAACAGCAUGCGGAUGCUUCCAGAGCUGUAGACGACAAUAUUAUUUCUGGACAGUCCAAAAAGGCCAACGCAGUUGUGGUGAUCGACCUUGAGAAGCAAGACAGCGGUGAACUCCAACCGGCGCCUGUAAGUGACGAACCAGCAACUUUAAAACCAGACUCAGAGCUACAACCAGAAAAUAAAUCCACUGUCCCAGCUUCUUUAAAAGCAGAAUCAGAGAUACCAUCAGAAGGCAAAUCCACAAUAACUAUCCCAGCUGAACCCGCCAAUCAAGACGAUGUUGCAGGCGCUGUCUGCAUGAUGCCUCCGCGCGACAACCUGCCAGACAGGGCAAAGAAAAGCAAGGAGGGCAAAUUGGCGAAGCGCUCUGGGUAUAUCAUCCUCACCUUCCUCAUCUUGUGGACACCAUUCAUUUUGGCAGUGCUGGUGAAUUUCCUAAUGCGCCGGGCCAUCAACACACAUAUGUCGAUAGCAUUGGAUUUGGAAAUACUGACCAUCUCUUUGGUCUGUUUGACCUCUGUCACCAAUCCCAUCACCUACGCUGCUGUGAACCCUCAGUUUCGCACAGAAUUUUAUAUUCUGAGAUCGAAGUUUACAUCUAUUUGUAUGACAAAAUGAGGAAGUACAUUCACUGAAUUAUACUAUAUCAAUUAUACUAUGGUUUGGCUCCUAGACUGGGUGACUGUGAUCCCUGUUUCGCACAAAAUUGUAUAGUCUGAGAUUGAAGUUUAAAUUUAUUUGUAUGACAAAAUGAGAAAGUGCCUUCACUGAAUUAUAAUAUAUACAUUUUACGGUUUGGCUCUUAGACUAUGGCUGUAAUGGUUUAUGGCCAACUAAGGAUGAUGUCGUUUUGGUGAAUGGCGAGAAUGCAGUAGGGAACAAAGCAUCUUGUCAUGAAAGGCUGAAUGCAUUAUGGCACACCAUUCCCACGACAACCAUAGGCCUAUCCUUGAGCCGAUCAUAUGCUGUACAAUUGUACAUUGUCCUCAGUCACCAUUCGAUCCCCAGAUUUAUAUAAUGCAUCUGAAUCAGGUAUGGAAAGGUCAGCCUUACGGGUUUUAAAGGGACACUGUGCCGUAAAUGGUCAAAAAAGGUACUGCAACUAUGCUGCUCAUUGAAAUUGGGCUGCCUAUUGGCAAAUUUGAUCUUUACAUGAAAGUUUACUAAAUAAUAAACAAAUAUUUUCUAGUAUGGACCAAGUACAGUUCAGCUACAGCUAUUUUUGGAAAUUCAAAAUGGCGGACCAUGGAGAAGAUCCCCCUUUUCAUGUAUGAAAAGUGUAAUUUUUCCAGUCAUAAUGAAUACUAGAAUUUUAUGGUGGUGGUAAGUAUUCAUGAAAAAGGUAACAUUAGUGAAUGGGCAGCAUGAAUUCUGGAAAUAAGCAACUAAAAAUCUCACACAUUGUACCUUUAAAUUACACAUUCUCAGAUAAUAUUUUUAUGUCUAUGGGUUUGUAUGACUACCAAAGGGUUGCAGGUUCGAUCCCCUCUCUGCCUGACCCCAUCGAUGUGUCCUCGAGCAAGACACUUAACCCCAAUUGCUCCUGAAAGGGAAUGGGUGAAUGUGAGGCAUCCAAUGUAAAGCGCUUCAAGUGCUCGAAGGAGUGAAAGGCGCUACAGUAUAUGUAUAUAAAUGCAGUCUAUUUACCAUGGGUUUGUCCUGGAUGGUGCACCUUGCCAAUGCCUGUGGUGCACACAGAAAUGUACUUCACCAUCUCUUCACCAAACACCAAGACAUGCCUUCCUGACUGGGCGAGAGGGAGAGGAAGGCAAUUUAAGAUUGAGACAUUUCUUUAGUGUAAUGUAUUCUAAUUCUGUUUGUAUGUAAGUUUAAAAUUUGCUUCUUGUGUCUUCUUUGCACCCAACAUGUC
Messenger RNA from Engraulis encrasicolus (European anchovy), 2731 nucleotides. RefSeq lists its product as uncharacterized. The transcript has 2 exons. Gene Ontology annotation, biological process: G protein-coupled receptor signaling pathway, coupled to cyclic nucleotide second messenger; chemical synaptic transmission. The record is from RefSeq and is a predicted model, not a curated record. NCBI's taxonomy places the organism in Eukaryota, Metazoa, Chordata, Actinopteri, Clupeiformes, Engraulidae. Gene Ontology annotation, cellular component: plasma membrane; dendrite. Bases 1 to 1479 code for a protein of 492 amino acids. Gene Ontology annotation, molecular function: neurotransmitter receptor activity; G protein-coupled serotonin receptor activity.